Molecule: messenger RNA, 1687 nt
Organism: Rhodamnia argentea
Lineage: Eukaryota; Viridiplantae; Streptophyta; Magnoliopsida; Myrtales; Myrtaceae
Product: equilibrative nucleotide transporter 3-like
Exons: 10
Coding region: 208-1449 (413 amino acids)
Biological process (GO): nucleoside transmembrane transport
Cellular component (GO): plasma membrane
Molecular function (GO): nucleoside transmembrane transporter activity
Source: RefSeq, a predicted model, not a curated record
CCCCAUAACUCGGUCUCAUUUCUCAUGCUCUUUAGCUCCACGAAGGUAAAAAAAAAAAGGUUCAAGAAUCCUUCAAAAGAAGAAGAAGAAGAAGAUUCUCUUGUGUAGAUGCACUUUUACUUCGCUUCAUGUUGAUCACCACGCGGGUCCACGCUCAGCUGUCGACACCCGCACUAGUUUGCACCUCCAAAAUAAAGGGAAGCAACUAUGACCACAGCUGAUGAAACUGGGGUUCCAGUUAGGCUUGAGGGGAAGUUCAAAGCCAUGGUGUUCUGUUGGGUCCUUGGUCUGGGGUCUCUUGUGGCUUGGAGCAGCAUGCUCACCAUUGGAGAUUAUUAUUACAAAGUGUUCCCGCAUUACCAUCCUUCAAGAGUGCUUACCAUUGUUUAUCAACCAUUCGCUAUUGGGACAAUGGCGAUCUUAACGUAUCACGAAUCCAAAGUUGAUACAAGAAAGAGGAAUAUAAUUGGCUACAUUCUAUUCACUCUAAGUACACUCUUUCUCAUCGUUUUGGAUGUAGCAACGUCAGGGAAAGGGGGAGUUGGGCCUUAUUUCGGUAUAUGUGUGCUCGUUGCUUGUUUUGGCGUGGCCGAUGCUCAUGUUCAAGGUGGUAUGGUCGGCGAUCUGUCUUUCAUGUGUCCUGAAUUCAUGCAGUCGUUUUUCGCUGGUUUAGCUGCAUCAGGAGCUCUAACAUCUGGUUUGAGGCUGAUCACAAAAGCAGCUUUUGACAAGGCUCAUGACGGUCUUCGCAAGGGAGCUAUGUUGUUUCUGGCAAUCUCCACACUCUUCGAGUUCAUUUGCAUCAUUUUGUAUGCGACUUUGUUUGCUAAGAUUCCGAUUGUGAAGUACUACCGCUCCAAGGCGGCCUCGGAAGGGUCUAAAACUGUCUCAGCUGACCUUGCUGCUGCUGGAAUCCAAAGAGAGGAUGGAGACUCUAAAGAAGAUCGAUUGAGCAACAAACAACUGUUGCUUCAGAACAUAGACUAUGCCAUUGACCUAUAUCUUAUAUAUGUUUUGACACUGACAAUAUUUCCGGGCUUUGUUUUUGAGAAUACCGGAAAACACCAAUUGGGGUCGUGGUACCCGCUUGUUCUAGUUGCUAUGUACAAUGUAUGGGAUCUCAUGUCUCGGUACAUUCCCCUCAUCGGUUGGCUCAAGUUAGAGUCGCGAAAGGGUCUCAUGUUAGUGAUUCUUGCCCGUUUCUUGCUUGUCCCCGCAUUCUACUUCACGGCAAAGUAUGGCGAUCAAGGGUGGAUGAUAAUGCUCAUUUCGUUCUUGGGCUUGAGCAAUGGUUAUCUCACCGUAUGUGUUAUGACGGUAGCACCCAAAGGAUACAAGGGACCGGAGCAAAAUGCCUUGGGCAACUUGCUCGUGCUGUUUCUCUUAGGAGGGAUAUUUUCGGGAGUCUCUCUGGGCUGGUUGUGGAUCAUAGGCAAUCACAAGUUUUAGAGAGCAGUCAUUGCUGGGAAGGAAAUGGUCUCACCUGGGGUACUUUCGAUUCGCAGAUAUUGAAAAGGAGAGGUUCAGUUGUUAGGCUAACUACAAGUCUCACUUCGCAGCCGCUCUCUCUUCAGAUGAAUGCUCGUCACUUCUUCAAUUAGAAUGUAAUACAUUUGUAUCUGUCAAUUACAAGUAAAUGUUUCAGUAUGCCGAAAAUGCUUGUACUUUCUCACUUGGACCUAAGGGG